This is a messenger RNA of Fopius arisanus, 1271 nucleotides long. RefSeq lists its product as uncharacterized. The coding region runs from base 265 to 921 and encodes 218 amino acids. The transcript has 5 exons. Lineage: Eukaryota; Metazoa; Arthropoda; Insecta; Hymenoptera; Braconidae. The record is from RefSeq and is a predicted model, not a curated record.
AUUAUAUUAUAUAUUAAUUAAUUCAUCGCGAUUGAAUAAUCGGAAUGAAAUUCAAAAUAUAUAACGCAAGUGAAUAUUUUGUUUCUAUUCCUGGAAUUGUUAUAAACAAUGUAAACUAUCCCGGGUCAUCUCGCAGGAUUCAAUUACUAAAGAUUAUUUUUACUGAGAUUAUUUAUUUAUCAGAAAUUUAUUUUCUGUUAUCAUUUAUUCAUAUUUUCUUUGGAAAUUUAAUUUUGUUUAUUUUUCGUACGAUCUUUUGGGGGAAUGACAACAAUUUCGCGGAUGUUAAAUAAUUAUUUGAGCCAUCAAUUUUUCAAAAAAACUCAUCAUCUGAAUUUUCAGUCAGCACUUAAACCCCUGACAUGUUGCUGCUGCAUCUCCCGAGAAACUGGAAUUCAAAUUCUAGGAUUUCUAAGAAUCCUCAUGUGCAUCAGUAGUUACAUAUCUUUCGAAAGAACUACAACAAAAAUGGUAUCCGCCAUGCGUAUUGAGGACGAUAAGGUCAACGAACUAAUUAUUAAUUUCAUUAAUUAUCUCGACGUCGUGGCGAUUGCAGCCAUCAUCGUAAUUAUAAUGAUAAGUUGUCUACUGAUAAUCGGAGUGCGACAGAAAAAUCCGUCGCUAAUGUUUCCAUGGAUCUGCCUAGAUGUAUCAGCACUUGUAUAUUUUAUUCCAUUACCAUUGACGAUAUUUGCAUUCCCUGGAAUAUCUGGUGGCAUAAAAUUCGCACUUUUUCUCUUUUUACUACUGAUGCUCUUUAUCGAAUGCCACCUGUUCCUCGUUGUUUACGGAUACUACGAGGAUCUGCAUUUCCAGAAAUCUCAAAUUCAAGGGAAUGUCCAUGAGACUUACACACCUGCAGAUAAUGUGAACAAUAUAAAUGAGUACAACGGACCUAGUGUACAAGCUUGGCAGGUGUAAGUCAAUUAUUGAGGGAUUUUCCUCUUUAUUUAAAUAAAAAUAAAUCAAAAUGCAAAUUAAAUAAUUGCUUACGCUUUAUGCAAUGUUGUAAGAGGAAUAAACAAAUGGAUCACCACUACGAACAUAAUUGACGUAAUGAAUACACAAUAAUUAAUUACUGGAAUUGUUUAUCAAAUUGUUUACAGGCGAGAAGUGAGUGAGACUUAAAAAUCAUGAGUCGGAUCAAAUGAAUAAUUUCAAAAUUAUUGUUCCGCUCAUUGUUAUUGUUAUAUUAUUCAUCAGUGUCUCACUCGUAAUUGUAAUCUCAAUGUCCAAUUAUCGCCGGGUAAUAUUCUCUGUACAAGUGUCAU